AGGCAGCGCAGCCAUGCGAGAAGGCAGCAAACAGCAGCUGAGUUAACGGCGCACACUCUCACGCGUUAGAACAUCGCGGCCGCUAAAUUAGUGACCGAGGCAGAGCGCCAGGCAAUACUCUUGUACCCCAACGUUUGCACAACAUUUGCCUUUCCAUAUAUUUCUCGGUUAAAAGUUCAAAGCAAAGUGAAGUGAAGCAAAGCAAAGCAACAAUAAUAACACGCGCCACAGCAAAAGAGCUUACAAGAGAAGGCAGAGGAGAGAGUGAAAGAGAGAGAGAGGCUGCAACAAUUGUUUAACAGCAGCCAAGCAUAAGUGACGAUGGCCAUAACACCGACCAACACUGGUAACACGAUCGCCUCUACAUCCAGCACUCCUAAGCUGGCCAAGUUCAAGUCUUCCUCAUUGGACCAUGAGAUCUACACGGCAAAUAGACGAGGCACUAUUGCCACCGCAGCCAGCAGCGAUUGGAAAGCUUUGCGAACUCCGCUCAACGGUAGAUCUUUGCAUGUGGGCGGCGUCAGUGGUGGUGCGGGAACGGGGGCGGGGGGUGGCACUGGACACAUGACACGAGCUGCCUCCACCUCAUCGCUAGCCAGCAGUACACGCACCAUGACCAACUAUCAGGAGUACAAAAUGGAAAUUAUUAAUCAGGGCAAGUGCCUGUGCGGACAGUACAUUAGAGCACGACUGCGACGUGCGGGGGUUCUGAAUCGCAAGGUAACGCAAAGACUACGUAACAUAUUGGAACCAUCUUCACAUGUCGUCUACGAAGUGUUUCCAGCACUCAAUAGCAUGGGGGAAGAACUGGAGCGUAUGCAUCCUCGUGUUUACACGAACAUCUCCAGACAGCUGUCACGUGCGCCUUUUGGCGAACUGGAGGACAGCGAUAUGGCGCCAAUGCUACUCAAUCUGGUUGCCAAGGAUCUCUUUCGCACAAGCAUUACUUGGGGCAAAAUAAUCUCGAUAUUUUCGGUCUGCGGCGGAUUUGCCAUUGACUGUGUCCGUCAGGGCCACUAUGACUAUUUGCAGUGUCUGGUCGAUGGCCUGGCUGAGAUAAUUGAGGAUGAUCUGGUCUACUGGCUUAUCGACAAUGGCGGCUGGCUUGGACUGCAGCAACAUAUAAGGCCGCGAGUCGGUGAAUUCACAUUUCUUGGCUGGUUGACGCUGUUCGUAACCGUUUCGGCAGGCGCAUAUGUUGUAUCGAAUGUUUGCAAGCGCAUUGGCUGUCAGUUGUAUUCGUUAAUAUUUUAGUUUCGGGUCGCCCUAGCUCUAAUUGUACCCUGUAGUCAGUGAGAUAUACUUGCAAUCAUUCCUGCUUAAAGUGUUUAAAUAGCUUGUAAAGAAAACUGUUUAAUAUUUGAUAUUGAUAAUUGUUACAUUGUUUUUGUAUAUACGCCUAACAUAGCGCCAACCGCAUAGAGAAAAUAAAUUACAAUAAAAACUA
Messenger RNA from Drosophila innubila, 1447 nucleotides. RefSeq names its product bcl-2-related ovarian killer protein homolog B (gene Debcl). Lineage: Eukaryota; Metazoa; Arthropoda; Insecta; Diptera; Drosophilidae. Gene Ontology annotation, biological process: intrinsic apoptotic signaling pathway in response to DNA damage; extrinsic apoptotic signaling pathway in absence of ligand; regulation of apoptotic process. The transcript is spliced from 4 exons. Gene Ontology annotation, cellular component: mitochondrial outer membrane. Gene Ontology annotation, molecular function: protein homodimerization activity; protein heterodimerization activity. The record is from RefSeq and is a predicted model, not a curated record. The coding region runs from base 322 to 1254 and encodes 310 amino acids.